AGAAAGUAGAAGCGAACUGAGGGGGAGAGGAAAAAGUUCGCAAGGAGAGGCAGGACUACUCUUGGGAGCCCUGCAGUCUCACUUUUAUGCCUCCAAAAUACUUUACUUCCAGUUUCUUUGCAUCUAGCAAUAUUGUUAUAGUAUUUUCACAAGAAUAAUCCGGCUUUGUAAAAACUGAAACGACCAUGGAGCUGCUUUGCCUCGAAAUGGACACCAUUUUAAGAGCUCGUCCUGAUCCGAAUAUUCUGUGUGAUGACAGGGUAUUACAAAGCCUGUUGACCAUUGAAGAACGAUUUAUUCCCCAAUGUUCUUAUUUCAAGUGCGUUCAGAAAGAUAUUCAGCCAUUUAUGCGGAGGAUGGUUGCUACUUGGAUGCUGGAGGUUUGUGAAGAACAGAAGUGCGAGGAAGAGGUGUUUCCCUUGGCAAUGAACUACUUGGACAGAUUUUUAGCCGUGGUUCCAACCAGAAAGUGUGAUCUGCAACUUCUUGGAGCAGUUUGCAUGUUCCUUGCAUCCAAACUGAAAGAAACUCGUCCAUUAACUGCAGACAAACUCUGCAUCUACACUGAUAACUCCAUCAGACCACAGGAGCUGCUGGAGUGGGAGCUGGUGGUGUUGGGGAAGUUGAAGUGGAACCUGGCGGCUGUCACACCAAACGACUUCAUCGAACACAUCGUGAGGAAGCUGCCAUUGCCCGAGGACAAGCUGGCGCUGAUACGUAAACAUGUGCAGACCUUCAUCGCACUCUGCGCCACAGACUUCAAUUUCGCCAUGUACCCCCCAUCGAUGAUCGCCACGGGCAGUGUUGGAGCGGCUAUCUGUGGGCUUCAAUUGGACUCUGGUGACCAGUCUCAGUGGGGGGACAGUCUUACAGACCUGCUGGCCAAAAUCACAAACACAGAAGUGGACUGUCUGAAGGAGUGUCAGGAGCAGAUUGAGAGGGUCUUGGUGAGCAGCCUGCGUGAGGGGCGGCAGCAGCAGCAACAGCAACAUCAGCAGCAGGUCCAGCAUGGCCCCAGCAGUAAGACCAUGGACGAGCUGGAUCAGUCCAGCACCCCAACAGACGUUUGCGACAUCAACUUGUGAGCCUGCAAGAAGCAGUAGCACAUCCGAAAUAAGCAACAAAUCAACAUAAAAAAAAAAAAAAAAACAAACUACCCCUUGAAAAAAGUGCUUGCUAGUUUUUGUAGAGAUUUUUUAUUUUAUUACACAAAAACAUGCGCCCAUAUAUUUUACGAAAUCAAAGCUAUUUUUAGAUAUAAAAUAGAUAUCCUUUAAAAGCUCUGACUUGAUACACGAAAGCUCAAUGGUGCCUCAGAUAUACAGAAGGGAAGCCAAUCAUAUUUUGAGUUCUGUUUUUGAUUGUUUAAUCAUAAUAAAGUUAUAUUGAAUAAGAAACCAAUAGCUUAAUAAGGCUUUUUAAAAAGUAGUGGUGAGUCCAUUCAAGGCUUGCAUAUAUGGGAUCACAUUUGGGGUAAGGUUUUUCUGUUUUGUUUUUUAUUUUUUGUUUUGGUACAUGUUGGUCUGCCUGAGAUAGGAGCCCCAUAUGGGCUACACUGACCGUGAAUGGCAGGGCUCAAUAUGACAUGGUUUGGCUGUGUGUUGGUGAUAAGGGGAGCACUUUGCAUGAAUUGCAGAGUAUUGUGCUAAGAAAGAGACAAGAAGGGUCCCAAAUCCAGGGAACAGCCAAGUAUAUAAUAGUGAAUUACAUUAUUAUUAUUAUUAUUAAGAAACUUAUUUUUGAAUGAAGAGUAAUAGACGUCAAUAAGCUCUUUUUGUCAGGCUGCUUGUUCGUAUGUGUGUGGGCAUGCAUCUCUGUGUGUGAGUGGGUUGGUGUGAUUGCCGUGUGUGUGUGUGAGUGUGUGUGUGUGUGUGUGUGUGUUGGAGCGUUAUGGCUUGGCACUUGAGUGGGAAGACUAGACUGGUGAUAAACUAUGGAACAGGCAGGAGACAGGGAUUAUUUGCAGGGCAUCUAUGUUAUAUCACUGCCUUCAGUUAAUAUGCGUUGUCGGCCAACAGAAAUCUGGGGAUCUGAGUCCCCUUAGUGGGUGGAGGAACGGUGAAAGGGAUGGAGAGAGAGGAGAGAGGGGUGGCUGUGCUCCUUCAUUUUGUCUAAAAGAGUCAGCCGUGGACCCUCUGUUUUAGAAGUUUCAUUUUGAGGUGUUUGUUUUUCACUGCCAACAUACCAAUCAAAUAUUGCCAGAUAGCAUUUGUAUUUUCAUGUUAUUGUUUUGUUCUUUUGGAGUUAUGGAAGGAGCUUCAGGCUGCUUAGUGUCAGUAAGGAGGAGUGUGUGCCUCUAAGUGGUGCCCUAGUAUCUCAGAUGAGAGGAGAGGGGGGAUCCCUGUGGUGGAUGGAAGGGGUUGGGGGUGAACAGGUGUAGAUGGAAAGAAAGGGUUUGUUGCGCUGCAGAAGCAUGCUGCUGUGUAGAGGGAGGAGAUGUAGGUGAGUUGCUGAAGGAUACAGCAGAGGAGCCUAAAGGCCUCAAAUUAUAUCUAUCUGAUUUCUGCGUUUUGGGCAGAUCGAGGCCACAGAUGACGAAUUAGGAUCAAAACCAGAUUUUACGCUGCCAGCUCAUUAAUUGAGAAUGAACUUUAUUGGUUCAUUAGAGGACAGAGAAAUGUAUUGGAGCAGGGGAAGAUUUGUGAUCAUUGCAUCUGUAGUCCCUCAUAGUUGUUUCAACACGCCUAUGAUUUCAACAGCAAAGCACUUAGAAAACAUGCUCCCCAAGGGACAAAUGAAAUGGUUACAGUGUGGGGGUCUAUGGAUGUUUUCUGUUUUCUUGUGAGCUUUUUCUUUGAUUUAAUUUGUAGGGCUGGUUUCCCACAUUGAGGCCUAACACCUUACGAUAUGAGGACAUUCCGAUCUAAAAACAUUCCGAAAAAUGCAAGAUGAAAGGGCCAUCUGACCAUUUCAUGUGUUUUAGCAAAUAAUUAAUGCCAAUGCCAAUUUCAAAAAGGCUACAGACCUUUAUGAUUUCAGUUUUAUGAUUUUGUUUUAGAAGUUAUCACAUUAUGAAAUAUUUGUUAUACUUGAAUUUUCUAUUCGAUCUGCUUCAUAGCAACAAAAAAAGUCACAUGGGCGAUGAACUAUAAAGAAAAUGUUACCAUAACAUCAGAUUUUUGCACAUGUUCUGAGGGCAAUUGAGGUUUUCUUUCAAACAAAUGAAGCUGGUCUAUAUUCAAGGCUACCUUAUUGAUAGUUUUGCUCGUAGAACCUGGCCUAUUGUCUAUGGGGAUACCCCUGUGUAGCUGUCUCUGUGUGAACCCCUCUCCUCCCGAGUGAUUGCUGCUUCAGUCACUUCAUUGGCAUGGGGUUCAAUCAGUUACCCAAACGUCAGAAUUAAACAAAUUCACUUCCAAGACUGACAACAGGGUACAUCGCCAGCACAAGGUAGCUUUCCUUUGACUCACACAAAAUUCUCAAUGCUACAUUUAAAGGGGGCUUUGGUGUGUGUGUGCGCAUGUGUGUGCUUGAGCGUUUGUUUGUGUGUACGUGAGUAUGUGUGUGGUAGGUAGGUAUGAGGGGAAGUUGAGGAUUCAGUGUUUUAGCAGGCUACGUUUUUGAGAAACAAAUCUUAUAAACCAGGCCAUCUUCAACCUCUCAACAAAACUAGCCCCUGUUCAUCAUUGCCAAGAAUGUCAGCCUUUUUUCGUUUUUUUGCAAGCUCUAUUCUGAGCAAAGAUUAUGAUUUGUUUAGUUUUUGGACUGUGUUAGGUUUGAAUUUGUAAAUACACCUCCUUAAAGUUGUGUUUGUUUUAUUUUAUGGGGUGUCCAGACCUAAUGGAGUUUGUGGAGUGUUUGUAAGGGGUUAGAUACUGUAUUCCAAAGUGAAGAGAGAUGGAGGUGGUGUGAAGACAUCAUAAAGUGUCAAUAUUUGUGUUGAGUUAUUAUUAUUGUCUUUUUGCGCUGCUAAAAGCUAUGAUUUUGUUUCAUUCUUAUAUAUAAAAAAAUAACAUGACUUAGUUGUGAUGUCACUUGAGUGUGCUGCUAUUUUAUAAACAUUUGUAUUAUAAUAUAAUUAUUUUACCGCUUAAGAGAUACAUUCAGAAUACUGAAGUAGAUGGUAAUAGAAGAACAUGAAAUAAGUAUUCGACUGGAAAUGUUCUUUGUACAGGUUGCUUAGAUAGCAUGUUUUCUUUUCAUUUUGAUCUAUUUUGCUCUCCUUUCUCGGUCACAUUCUGCAAAUGCGGUAUCUCUAUACCUCAGGUUUACUGGACAAAAAAAAUAAUAUCUCAAUACCUCACAACUCUACAGUUUUUAGGGAGCCUGGGAAGAGUAACAGUACAGUAGGAAGCACAGUAGUUUGUCUGUUGUGAAAUGUACUGACCGUGUUGGGUGGCAUACAUGCAAGGCUCCCACCUGGACUUAAACCCUAGUGGAUGGGACACAACAACCAGUCACCACUUCCUCAGUCAGUUUAAAGUGAUACCAUGUUCAUUGUGGUGCUAAAUGUGAGAUUCAUGUGACAUUCAUUGCAAAGACAAAUGUGAAAAUGUCUCAAAUAUCUGAUGAGUAUAUGGUUUGUACCAAUUACAUUGAAUGUCAAUAGAUUUUGGUUCCUAAGCUUGAUUUGAUGAGCUUAGUUGAUCUGGUAUGUGCCAGGUUCUAUUGUCUGGAAAACCAAUACAAAAUGGCUAAACCAAUCAAUCAAACACCUCACCACAUACUGUAUCUGACAUGAGGAAGUGUGUUUCAACAGCGUGGAUUUCUCUUUAGUUGUCCCCAUCCACUAUAAAUUACAUCAUGUACCUCAGAAAUGUCUGUUGCACAACCUCUGUUCAAUAAACUUCUGCUUUAAAGAGUGUGACACCAUAUCAGUCCAAUGUUAUUCUCACUUCUGUUUUCUUUUUGUAUGUCAUUAUGGUUAGUGGAGCAGAUUGUGAGAUGUGAUUGUGAACAUACAGUGAGGUGAACAUUAGAGGUUGCUGUAGUCAUGAAACCAAAAGGACUGGGGAGAUGUUAGUGGAGUGGAGCUGAGAUUGUGUGGCGGGUGGCAGGCCACAGUCUUGUUUUAAAAACAAAAGCUAAGAUGACGGACAUCAUGUCCAACCAAAACCAACCAAAAUCUCCCAUUAAGAACGUAGACAGCUUAAAUCAAUUGGAUGGUAGACAAACAAAUAAGGCGAAUCUGGUUAUUUCUGUUGCUUCCCCUGUAUGACAUCCUUUUAAACACACUCUAAUCAGUCCAGUUUCAGGCAAGUGGGGGAUUGGUGUCUGAGUUUGUCCUCUUACUCUGGGGCUCUAAGGCACUCUUAUGCAGCUUGUUAGGCUGUUUUUUGGGGGGACUGGAUCAUGUAGGCCUUGUAAGUGAAUACGUUGGUUUCAAAGUUCUGUAUUGACAACUUCUGUUUAUGAUUAAUCAGCUCUAUAUUGGUCUGUUUGAAAGGAUCAGUUAAAGUGUUGUUAAGGAUCAAGGCAUGCUGUAUGAUCAAUAAACUCACCAUGAAUGAAAUGAA
Molecule: messenger RNA, 5456 nt
Organism: Salvelinus namaycush (lake trout)
Lineage: Eukaryota; Metazoa; Chordata; Actinopteri; Salmoniformes; Salmonidae
Product: G1/S-specific cyclin-D2-like
Exons: 5
Coding region: 186-1085 (299 amino acids)
Biological process (GO): mitotic cell cycle phase transition; positive regulation of G1/S transition of mitotic cell cycle; regulation of cyclin-dependent protein serine/threonine kinase activity
Cellular component (GO): cyclin-dependent protein kinase holoenzyme complex; nucleus; cytoplasm
Molecular function (GO): cyclin-dependent protein serine/threonine kinase regulator activity
Source: RefSeq, a predicted model, not a curated record